AUGAGAAAAGUGCUGGUCUGCGGCGGUGAACCGGUCACGCUCGUGCUGCCCAUCGCAGCACUGUUGGCGGCUGUGGUCCGGAUGACUGCCGGACAUCUGCUCUGUCGGAGAGUGCGUGUGCUUGUGGUGGACGGGAAGGAAAAGGUGUGCGCGGCGAUGGCUGCCGUGUCGCGGCCGCGCCAGGACGCGUUCCCGCCUGACUUCCGGCUGUGCGAGCUGGCCGAUCCGUGCGAGCGACCGGCUGAGAGCGGUGCCAGAGAUAACGCCGCCAAGGGUCCCUCGCUCGGUCCCAGUGAGCCGGCGGGGGACUACCAGUCGGGGAUCGUGCCCGAGGAGGGCCGGGCAGAGUCGGGUGGCUUGGAGUGUCAGCGGUCGGAGUCGGUGACUGAGGUGGAGGGCGGUUCCGUCGCCGGCCCUGGAUGCCGUGACAGCCGUGACAGCGGCGGUAGACUGAGCAGGGCAAGGGAACAGAGCGAUGGCGACCUGAGAAAGAUAAAGACUAGCAUAGUAGGGGGAACGCAAGGUCGUACCAGCGUCCGCGACCGGAUAGCGCUGUUUUCCAGCCCGUCUGUGGAGACGCUGACGGCUCCCCGGGUCCGCCUAAUGUCGCAAAACUCCAUCGACAGCCAGAUAACCGGGGUCAGAUCUGAGCACGUGCGGGCCCAAGAGCGGUCCAAGUCCGAUCUGAAAUUGACCGGGAACGAGACGCAAAGGUCCCGAUCCCGAGACGACGUCACUAAGCGCAAGAAGAUCUCUGACCCAUCGGGCGCUAGGUUCGGCAGCCUGGGUAACAUGCACGUUCGGGGCAAGAGUGGGGACCUCUCCCCCAGCACGGAAUCCUGCUCCUCUCAACACUCUCUGCCCUUGCCGACAUCCCACUCGAGGGACUCCUCCACGGGGCGGUCCGAGUCCUCCGGCGACGGUGAUGUGGGCCCCAGUCCUCUCGCAGAGCGGUCUCAGAGCCUGCUCGAUCUGGGUCGGGUCGAGAAAAGGCACAGCUACGCCGGCAUGCAUAACAAGGGUUACGGUUUUCAUGGCGCCGUCUCGGAUCUUCCGCGCAAAACGUCCUUAAAUGCUAUCACAGAGGAGCGCAAGAAGAGCGUCUCCAAGCUUCGUGGUCUGGUCAUUCCUAGCAAAGUCGAUGGCGUCUCAAAGAAGGGCCCCGCCGAUAUGCCGGCCAUUAGAAGCCGAGAGCUGCCGGUGCUGGCUCGGUCCAAGUGUCGGCUGCAGAGUCCGGUGGCGUCGCCGAGGGCGAGGCGCUCCACCUCGGAGCGUCCCGAGCCCCGCCACCUCGCUUCGCCGCCCUGGAAGACCGACUCGGCAGCACCGCCCAUUUACUCGCCGGCGUUCAAGCGCAAAAACGUCUCGGUGUCACGCUCGCCGUCGCCGGGGAGCUCGGCUUUCCGCUCCGUGUCCUCGUCCUCCCGCCUGGGUGGCUCGUCUAUCGAGCUGUCGCGCGCGCCCUCCGACCCCAGCCCCUCCGGCCGCCGACACGACCCGCGCACUUCGCGGCCGCCGCAGGGCUCGACGCUGACGCUGGUCGACGAGCCGCUGGAGGAGGCGGCGUCGGAGCCGCGCAGCCGCGAGGGCAGCGUCGAGUUCGACCACCGCGCCAGCACGUCCACGCUGCACGGCUCGCCCGUCAAGGAGAUCGACGUUGAGGAGGAGUUUGUCGGCGCCGCACGGACUGAGGCGAAGAAGGAGGAGGUGGUGCUGGUUCAGACGACCGUCACCAAGUCCGUCUCCGCGAAGACGGCCGUCGUGCACGACCGGCUGGAGCGGGUCAGUGGCUCACCGCCCAAGAUCCAGGAGGACGGGGCGUGGCGGCGGUUCGCCUCGCCGACGGACUCCGGCGGCCAGAGCCCGGGCGCAGCGGAAGAGCUGCGCGACCUCUCCAAACUCCGUCAGUCCACCAAGCCCAGCGUGAAGUCGCUGAAGGAGCGCUGGCAGAUGCUGAGCGACGGUGGCGACGCGCCGAGCCCGGUCAGCCGUUCAUCGAGUGUGCGCUCUGAGCGGUCCGAGCUGACGCCUCGCGAGCCGGGCGGCUCGCCCGACCCGCCGGCCGCGCCGCCCGCCAAGGACGCGCCCACCAGCGUGCGAGACGUAGUCGACCGCAACUGGCCGAGCAUCGAGAGCGAGCGCGCCGACAUCGACCGGAAGCUGAGCACGCCCAGCUACGGCGAGGCGGCGGCCCAGUUGCGCGAGAGGCGCGGCCGUCCGUCCUCACGGCCCCAGAGCUGGGUCGAGAGCGAGCGCGAGCUGAAGCUGUUCGAAAUGGGCAGCAUGCUGGUCGGCAGCGCCGUCAGCACGUCCUCGAGCCAGGAGAACAUCAUGGACGCUCUGGACAGCACCAAGUCGCCGAGCGGCUCCACCAGUAGCCUGCUGGAGAUGCUGACGGCCAACCUGAAGCGGACAGCGCGCUCGCGGCACGUGCUGAGUGUGAGUGACCUUCGGAGGGCCUUCGAGCGCUCGGACGGCCGCGCCUGCCACAGCCACAUGACGCCACUAGACUCGAACGGCAGCGAAAGUCCGGCCGGCCCGACGGCAGCCGGCUCCAUGGUGUCACUGACCUCCACCAAGGACCACUACGGCAGCAUCACCUCGCUGGCCUCCUCCACCAGCCUCAUCUCGCCGCACGAGCUGCAGCAGCUGAUUGAGGAGGCUAACCAGAGCCUGGAGGAGGCCGGCACACCCUCCCACGAGAUCAUCGUGGCGGUGGUGCACCGCGAAAUGCUGGGUGGCAGCAUCGGCAUCACGCUGGCCGGCGGCGCCGACUACGAGAACAAGGAGAUCUCGGUCAACAAGGUGAUCACGGGCUCCGUGGCUGACCGAGACGGUCGGAUCAAGAAGGGGGACCGCGUCAUCUCCAUCAACGGCCGCUCCAUGAAGGGCACCACCCACCGUGAGGCGCUCAACACGCUCAAGGUAUGCCCGCAACCGGAGCGCCUCGGCGCAUUCCGUCUGCGGCCGUACCGGCCUGUUGCGCUGCACGCGGCGGGCCGCGGCAGAACUGUGCCCGUCCAUCCGCCGGCGGACAUGGAGUGCUUCUUCUGCCGCCGCCGGCUGCUCAGCCCCUCCUGGAGCGCGCCCGUCUACUAUUCAGAGGCCCCCCGUGCAGAGGUGGUACUGGUACUGUCCCGCUCGAGGUCAGUGACCCCGCUCGACCCGACACCGGACGAGGCGGGCUACCACCGACCGGCCGUGAUCAACACCUUCUCCAGCCGGCCGCCCAAGAUCCUGGAGAGCCCCAUGGACAGCAAGAGCUUAGCUUCCGCGCUGGCGUUCGAGGACGUGCCACGUGGACCGCCAUCCGUGGUCACCCUGCUGAAGGAGGGCGCCGGUGUCGGCUUCAGCCUCGAGGGCGGCAAGGACUCGCCGCUCGGCGACCGGCCGCUCAUCGCCAAGAAGAUCUUCACCGGCGGCGCUGCCGACAAGAGCGGCAAGUUGCACGUCGGGGAUGAGAUCCUGGCCAUCAACGAUCAGGACGUGACGCACAUGCCACGCAUCGAGGCCUGGAACUUCCUGAAGAAGCAGCCAGAGGGCGCGCUGCGGCUCACCAUACGCGAACAACUGGCGCAUGGCCAGGCGCCAGCGCCAUCUGCGACCCGGCCAGCCACUGUGCUGCCGUCUGGUGGAAGCGAACCGCAGCGUCGGCAGGCGGCGCCACCGACUGCGGGUCGCGUCGGCGGGUCGCGGCCUGUCAUCGCGGCUGUGACGCCGAAGGUGGCGCUGCAGUCGCCCGAGGUCGUGCUGCCGAAGGCCUGACCCCGUCUGUGAUCGCAGCGGGCGGACGGGCGCGCGGCCAGCGCGUGGUCCGAGCUGUGCCAGCGACAUAGUCCGGUCUCGCAGACGACCCACUGGAUUGACGCGGGACUCUCUCAGAGCCCUCGCGAACUCGUGUGAUCAGACGACCCACUGGAUUGACGCGGGACUUUCUCAGAGCUCUCGUGAACUCGUGUGAUCAGGGUAGGAACUGCUAGCGUAUCGCCAGCGCGCAACCCUCGAUGUCUAUUUUUAGCCUUUUGUAUACCAAUGCCCUGCGUAUUUGUGUAAAUCGCUAAAUUACCCCAAAUUGCUUUAUAGGUUUGUCUUGAGGCCCCUGAGUAUUGUUACGCAAAGGCUUGUGUACCUGGUAACCUUGCAAAGUGUCGCAAUAAUGCCACCCUGCCUUUGUGUUGUUGAUAGUGAUUAGCCUAAUCUAGGAGGAGGUUGCAUUUUUAGGGUGCUGGAAGCCAAAAAAUGAACUAAACUUCAGAGUUGGUGGUAGCCUGACCAUGACCGUUAGAUUGGCGACGGGAACCGCCUUUCCAUCACCAAUGGUGUCAUUAUUUCAGUCAAAACAAAUUUGCCGGUAACUGAUGAGGCUAAACCUGUUGUCUGACAAAGGAUCCUGCAUUGAGAUUGAGUGGUUUUUUAGUGCGACUAAACUUUUAAGACAUGUCGGAUGUGAACCCCAAAAGUCAUAUAUCCAUCAUGCAUAACAUGUAGUGUCAAAGUGGCUGGACAAUAAUAAAUCCAUGUUAUCAGCGCGCUUUGCAUUGGUUGCAGCAUUAUGCCGUUUCCUUCGCUGCGCUGUAAACCGUUGCCCCACGU
Pollicipes pollicipes is the source of this 4593-nucleotide messenger RNA. RefSeq lists its product as uncharacterized. The transcript is spliced from 10 exons. Lineage: Eukaryota; Metazoa; Arthropoda; Thecostraca; Pollicipedomorpha; Pollicipedidae. Bases 1 to 3765 code for a protein of 1254 amino acids. Gene Ontology annotation, molecular function: protein binding. The record is from RefSeq and is a predicted model, not a curated record.